Triticum urartu is the source of this 819-nucleotide messenger RNA. Its product is annotated as cytochrome b5. Gene Ontology annotation, molecular function: heme binding. Gene Ontology annotation, cellular component: intracellular membrane-bounded organelle; membrane. NCBI's taxonomy places the organism in Eukaryota, Viridiplantae, Streptophyta, Magnoliopsida, Poales, Poaceae. The record is from RefSeq and is a predicted model, not a curated record.
GGGCAGCUCAAGCAGAUACCACGCACGGCUCGCGUAUAAAUACACUGACGCAGGUGCCUGAACCGCUCGCCAUUCAGAAGUUCCCAAACCAAAGUACUCCGUCCGGUUCCCUCGAUCUGGUUCUGUUCGUCCCCUUUGAAUUUCCGACUCCGAGGCAAGGAAGCAGGCUGCUUGCGAUGGCGGGAGGAGGGAAGGUGUACUCGUUCCAAGAGGUGCGCAAGCACAGCCAGCGCAAGGAUUGCUGGCUCAUCAUCUCCGGCAAGGUGUACGACGUGACGCCCUUCAUGGAGGAGCACCCGGGCGGCGACGAGGUCCUGCUGGCGUGCACCGGCAAGGACGCGACGGCCGACUUCGAGGACAUCGGCCACUCGGACGCCGCCAAGGAGCUGAUGCCGCAGUACUGCAUCGGGGAGGUCGACGCCGCCACCGUCCCGGCCAAGCUCGCCCGCGCCGUCCUCCCCGCCAAGGGGGCGGCGGCUCCUGCGCCACGCGCGAGCACGGGCCAGGGCGUCCGGCUCACGGUGCUGCAGCUCGCCCUGCCUCUCCUGCUGGUGGCCAUGGCCUUCGCGCUUCAGAACUUCGCCAAAACCAAAACAGAGUAGACGAGAAGGACAGAUGCCGUCGCGGAUACCGGCUGCGGUCUCUUGGAAGUAUCUGCACGUCCAACCAGUUGCUGUCGACGUCUCUACCGCUGCAAUCGUUGUAGUUCCAUCUCCCCUGUGUGUACCGACGUAAUUAUUGGUGGAAUUCAUAUAUCUAUAAUCGCCAAGUUUCAGAAAAAAAAAUCUAUAUCUAUAGUCCUAUAUAGUGUGGGAAUAA